AUGUGUACAUCAUUGAUACGCUCGCCGUACCGUGCAGACACUGGCUAACUCGAGAAGGGGACCAUAUGUAAACAAUAGUUACUGCAAUCCCGUAAAUCAAACAUCACAUCCCCGUUGCUUAUCUGUCAAGGUGUGGGUUGAGGAGUAAGUUAUCAACGGAGAGGCCCUUCUCGUCUCCGUAUCAAGCACUCGCAGUGUGGUUGUUACACGUUAUUAUUGAAGGGUUGAGUGGAAGGGUUAUCCAUGUGUGAUUCAGUCGUCUCCAUCGAGUAGGCUUCAGGCGAUAGCCAUUGAAUGGACAAGAACUACCUCACUAACACACUGGAGUAUUAUUAUAUACAACAUUUCUAUUUAUUACCAGCAGGACGGACCAUUGCGAUUUGCGUUAUAAACAAUAUACAUUGUACUCACCUCUUACUGUGCUGAUGUAGUGACCUACUUUAUAUUACCAGAUUUCUGGGGUUUGCAAGAGAGAGCUGGUUUUUCUGGAGCAUUACGACAACCUCAAAAACGUCAUUUCUGGCGAUAUUUGCUGAUUUUAAGCUUGCCUCGAGUUGUAUUUCUUACUUUUUUUCGGCAUUUCAUAAUUGGACAUUCAAAACAUGGCGAUGCAAAAGUUUCGCGCGAUGGACGAUGGUGAAUUUCAGGAAACUGGUAAGGUUAGCUUAAACAAACGCAUUCUUUACCUGCUAUUGGUUCUGUUAAUAGUGGUUCCGAUCGUUGUAGGGGUCCUUGUGUGGUAUCUAGCACCACCGAGGUCAUGUGACAAUUUACCAAACGUAGAGGGAGAGAGUGGUGCAAACACCGGAUCUGAAGUCACUACCACCACAACAACAACGGAAGUACCGAACUUCGAAAGUGAACCGUGGAAAAAUCUGCGCCUCCCGCGUUAUAUUAUACCCGUGCAUUAUGAUAUCACACUUUUCCCGGAUAUAUAUAACGGAAACGGAUGGUUUUAUGGGAACGAAUCUGUAGAAAUCCGCAUCACCAAGGAUACGUCGUAUAUUUUGAUUCAUUAUUACUACAUGAACAUCACCAAGACAAUGCUCAAGAAUAAUUCAAGUGGAGCUACAAUCCCAAUAAAACGGACGUUUUCGUACGCGGAAAACCAAUUCUGGGUUAUCGAGACUGUAUCCCCGUUGCUGAGUGGUGCUGUAGUCCGCCUAGAGACGCAGUACGACGGCUCUCUCACCCGGUCCAUGGUUGGACUCUACAAGAGUCGAUAUGUCAACUCGAUCACGGGGGAAACCAGGUACCUCGCCACGUCGAAGUUCGAGCCAGUCAGUGCUCGACGGGCAUUCCCUUCCUUCGACGAGCCGAAUAUCAAAGCACAAUAUACGAUUCGCCUCGUCCACCAGGACGGAUACACAGCAUUGUCCAACAUGCCGGAAGUCACGAUAGUGCCCUGGUCCGAGGACUCCAGCCUGAGGAUAACGUCCUUCCAGAGAUCGGUCGACAUGAGUACCUAUCUCGUCUGCUUCAUUGUCUGUGAUUUCCAGUAUCUCGAGUCGAGGACCAAAUCGAACAUUCUCGUAAGGACAUUUGCCACCCCAGACAGAGUGAACCAGACCAAGUUCUCACUUGACAUUGCUGUACAUUCCAUGGACUUGUAUGAACAACUGUUUAACGUGUCUUAUCCCCUACCAAAACAAGAUUUGAUAGCGAUCCCAGACUUUAUAUCCGGUGCUAUGGAACACUGGGGUCUCAUCACCUUCCGGGAAACCAAUAUGCUCUUUGACCCGGAAGAGGCUUCAUCAGCCAAUCAGCAACGAGUAGCGGUUGUUGUCACGCACGAGAUUGCACAUCAGUGGUUCGGUAACAUAGUAACAAUGGAUUGGUGGGAUGACCUGUGGCUCAAUGAGGGGUUCGCUAGCUUCAUGGAGUACCUUGGGGCUGCCUCCUUCAAACCGUCAUGGGACAUGAUGGAACAAUUUGUGACAGAAGAUGCGCAGCCCGUAAUGCUCACAGACUCUGGCAUGGCUUCUCAUCCAAUCAUCGUCGAGGUUACAAGCCCCAAUCAGAUCAACGAAGUAUUCGAUAGCAUUUCCUAUAGCAAGGGAGCGAGUGUUAUCCGAAUGCUUGAGUCAAUUAUGGGCAGAGACAAAUUCUUUCUGGGUGUUGGGAAAUACUUGAAGAAGUACGCCUGGGCUAAUGCUAGAACUGAUGACCUAUGGUCAGCUUUAGGCAUGGCGGACGAAGCUGCCGGCCUCUCGGUUAAGGCAGUCAUGGACACAUGGACGCGACAAAUGGGUCUGCCUUAUGUCGACUUGACCUUUAGCUAUACCGAGAACAAGGUCACAGCUGUACAGAGACGCUUCCUUGCCGACAACUCCAUGCAGUAUAAUGCUACCGACUCUCCAUAUAUGUAUAAAUGGUACAUACAUCUAGAUCACGUGUCUAAUACCGGAAGCGGAAGUCCUGUGUGGAUAUCGAAAAACGAGGAUUCCGUUGAAUUUGACAUCAGUGUGAGUCCGCAAAUGAACCAAUCAGUAUGGUUCAAAUUCAAUGUGAACCAGACUGGAUUUUACAGAGUGAACUACCCACCGAACUUGUGGAUGAGGUUUGCUACUAUGUUACAGAACGGAGGACUGCAGGAGUUAUCGAACGUUGACAAAGCUGGACUGAUAAACGACGCUCUUAAUUUUGCGCGUGCGGGCCAUUUGCCUUAUGACGUAGCACUUAGUAUGACGUUGUACCUGGAUCAAGAACACAAUCAUCUACCAUGGGAGAGCGCCUACACUGCUUUCGCAUACAUUUCGUCCAUGUUUCAAUAUGGUGGAUCUUACGGGGCAUGGAGGAAAUAUGUCGUGAUGAAAACAAAGCCGGCAUUGGAGCAGCUUGGAUGGUCAGAUACUGGUUCACACCUGCAAAAAUUGAUGCGAACGAACCUCAUUGCCCUGGCAUGUGGUCAUUCUGAUUCAGACUGCCUCAAUAACGCAACUGUCCUGUUUAGGGCUUGGCUGGACAAUGGUCAAGUUAUCCCACCAAAUCUUCGCCAGUUGGUGUACAGAUACGGUAUGGAGAAUGCUGGGACAGAUGAGGACUGGAACGCUAUGUGGGAGAAAUACACUACAGAAACAGUCCCUCAGGAAAAAACAAAGCUGCUGUAUGGUCUUUCUCGUACGAAGCAAGUAUGGCUGUUGUCAAGGUACCUUGGAAUGACAAAGAAUGAAUCCUUAGUAAGGUCACAGGACUUCUUCGCCGUUCUUAUUUAUAUAUCCGGAAAUCCAGUCGGCCGGAGUCUCGUUUGGAACUGGGUCAGACAAAACUGGGAUUAUCUCGUUGGCAGAUUCACUCUAUACUCCCGGUCGUUGGGGAGACUGAUACCACGCGUCAUCAGGACCUUCAAUACAGAAUUUCAGCUUGAGGAGGUGCUCGAGUUCAUUGGAAAAAACCCGGAUGCUGGAGCCGGUGCAAGAUCACGUGACCAAUCCUUGGAAACGGUUCGCAGGAAUAUCGCAUGGAUGGAGCGCCACCAAUCGACCAUUACAGAGUGGUUAUGUCGUCAGACAUCGUGUUGAGUGGAGGAACAAUAAACUUUAUAUCAACAAUGGAGAAAUGAUAGAGAAAUUGCAGUAUUCAGAGUCUUCUUAAUAACAGAAUCCAGCAAAGUCAAAUUACUAUCGAUCAUAAUAUGGUAUAUUACUCCGCCGUUAUGGAAUAAAAAACAAAAAUGCUCUAUGUUUCACUAGAUGAAUUACAAAAAUUUGGUAUACGGAAUAACAUUGGUACGAUCCUUUGAUACAACCCACAUGUAUAUGAAUCUAAAUAGAAUUCAUACGACCUUAAGUAUUCAAAUCAGUUUUUCAAAAUAUCAAAUGCAAUUGAUAGAACUGACGUGUUCUAUGUAUAGUGUACUAGACUAGCUGUAAAUAUAAUAGAUGUAUAUAUGUACAUAUGAAUGUUAUUUUAUUUACAGGAAGCUUUCUUACGCAGAUAUUUGGUAAUAUAAAAUAAUAUAAAAAUAAUAAAAAAAGAUUUUUAAAAUAUAAGUAAAAAAAGCAUGUACUUAACGAAAACGUGGCCUUGUAUAUGACGCACUUCCUAUAUUUGUUUUUUUAUUAUUAAUGUGUGAAAAACCAGAAAUUAUCGAACCAUAAUGUAACGUUAUUAAAUAUGAAAUAAAGAAAUUGAGAAUGACAAUUAUGA
Molecule: messenger RNA, 4149 nt
Organism: Mizuhopecten yessoensis (Yesso scallop)
Lineage: Eukaryota; Metazoa; Mollusca; Bivalvia; Pectinida; Pectinidae
Product: glutamyl aminopeptidase-like
Exons: 19
Coding region: 603-3521 (972 amino acids)
Biological process (GO): peptide catabolic process; proteolysis
Cellular component (GO): cytoplasm
Molecular function (GO): metalloaminopeptidase activity; peptide binding; zinc ion binding
Source: RefSeq, a predicted model, not a curated record